This is a messenger RNA of Carassius gibelio (silver crucian carp), 2578 nucleotides long. Its product is annotated as signal-transducing adaptor protein 2-like. Lineage: Eukaryota; Metazoa; Chordata; Actinopteri; Cypriniformes; Cyprinidae. Gene Ontology annotation, molecular function: signaling adaptor activity. The transcript has 10 exons. Bases 95 to 1315 code for a protein of 406 amino acids. The record is from RefSeq and is a predicted model, not a curated record.
UCAUCCAGCGGCUCUUUGUCCCGCUGCUGUGUUUGAGAGUGUGUGUGUGUGUGUGUGUGUGUCAGUAACGUUACCGGGCAGAGCUGCUCGAGUCAUGGCGGUAGCGCCCGCUAAUCCUCGCACCGGGAGCACGAGAGCGCAGCUGCCGCCCUGUUAUUAUGAGGGAUACCUGGAGAAAAGAGGAGCGAAAGAGAAGGUAGCUCGGCGUUUAUGGACCUGUUUAUGUGGAAACACACUGUACUUCUUCAACAACCCUAAGGACACAAAUUAUGUAGAGAAGUUGGAUCUGAGUGGGUUUGUGUCUCUGAUCGAUGACCCGAGUCGUGAUCGGAAUCUGGAGGCAGCCAGACUGAACCUCCGCAUGAAGGAUGGAGAAAUCAAACUCACUGCACCAAAUCUGGAGGCGCGUGAGCUGUGGAAAGGUUUUCUUUACUCUGUCGUAGAUCUGGCUGUGCCCACGACUCUCACCCUCCUGCCCGGGCAGCUGCACAUGCUGAAGGAAGUCGUGGAGAAAGAAAAAAUGCGUCGAAAGGCACGUGCGUCUUCCAGAGCCCCCUCGUCCCCCCUCUCGCUCCCGCUGGUGGGGGAAAUACCUGCGUGUUUCAGGCCUGUGUCUCGUACUGAAGCUGAGGUGCUGCUAGAAAGACAUCCAGACUGCGGGAACAUGCUGCUCAGACCAGGCCGGGACGGAUCUUCACUCGCCGUCACAACACGACAAGACCUGAACGGAUCAGUGUUCAGGCAUUACAGAGUGACACAGAAGCAGCAGGGUGGUUACAUUGUCGAUGUGGAAAACCCAGUAUGUGAAAAUGACUUUCUAAAUAAAGAGAAUCUAUGCGAAAGCAACAACCUUAGGAAAAUCUCACUCCUUAUUUUAUUUUUUCGUCUCUUCCUGCAGAUCCCCUGUCCCACACUGCAUGAUGUCAUCAAUGCACUGGUGGAGAAAACCGCCGGGACUCUUCAGCCCUUCAUAUUAGAAGAGCCUUAUGAGGAGAACAUCACGUUUGUGUCGUCCAAUGAUGAGAAUGGAGAGCGAACCCUGCACUGUGCUCCCUCUGGACCUCUUUCUCGAGCUCCAUCACUGCCACCUAAACAAGUAAGUACAGACAGAUGGUCGCUGCGGUCACAGACCAGAUCUCCCAGUUCCUCACCAAAAUACUUUUCCCCGUCUGGCUCUCCGUCCAACUCCAUGAGAAGACUGGUUCUGUCUCCCUCACCGCUCUCUCAGAGUAAGACCCCAGGGCUCCAGCUCCAAAACGGCCUCACAGACGAGCUCAAACAGAAGCUGGAGAAGAGACGGACCAGUCAAGAGUGAUUUCCUCCUCGUUUCUGCCCACCCUUCGUCGUCUCAUUCCUCCAGUGCCUUCCGCUAAAGACUGAGGUCCUGUUGAACGGACAAAGACUCCCUGUAAACGACAUUCUUCCCUCAGUGUGACUGAAACAAUGCCACUUUAUUUGGCUUUAUUUAUAACACGAGAGCGGCGGUCUACCAGCUCAUCCUGCCUCAUAAUAAUACCAUCACAGAAUGAUGGCAUUUCUGUUGAGAUUAUUGAAAUUUAAAUGGGGGAAAAAAUCUGAGCCAAGAUUCUCCAGACCUCUCUCUAUACUAUUAAUUAGACCUUAACACUCAGGUUUCUACUGUCAAACCAUGAGUUGAGAGGACAUUUCCACACAUUUCAGAAAGAAGCACAUCAAACAUGUAUGACUUGUAUUACUGGUUUUAGUGAUCUAAAUGCCCAGAUGAAUGUGAAUCUGGUACGGUUCGAGGUAGGGUCCAAAAUGAACACUCGCCAAGCACCGAAUAAAUUGGGUUAAUAAAAAGCAAAUACGUUUUGGAGAUGCUUUGAUCCAAAGUGACUUUGAUUGUAUUUUAAUCAUCGUUCUCUGAGAAUCUAGCCCAUGACAUUGGCAUUGCUUUUGUUUGAUCUACUGGAUUGCUAAUAAAAAUACUAACUUCAUUAAGAUCCUGAAAUUAAUACAUGAUUUAAAUAGACUGUUACUGCUGAAAGUGACAUGCUGUAAAGAAACCAUCCACCAACCCUGCUAUAAAAACUUCUAAAAUCAAUGGUCAAAACCACUCUGAAAAACGGCUAUAAUGUUGUUUUUUCAUGACUGGAUCAAAUAUAUUUUUCCCUCAAUGAAAACGAAGCAGUUUAUGGCCAAUAUGAAUUAUUCGUGGCCAUAAACUGAGAGGUGUGGCAAAAGUUAAUUUUUGACCCUGCUUCUGUCUCAGUAACGUUAGAGCUGUUAUGUUUUAAAAUCCGUAUGAUGCUGUUGGACAAAUCAGCAGGAUGAACUACCAAGUUCAUGAAGCAGGCUUUGCUCUCAUAAAAUGGUAUUUGAAUAUAAAGGACAAUUCAGCCUUCUAGAGGUGAGUUUAUUCCCAGAUUUGUAAGCGUUUAUGUUGAUAGGUUGUAAGACUGUUGUGUUCCUGAUCGACCAACUGUCAUUAUCGUUCUCAUAAACAUGCAUGGUGCUACUGUGACUUUGUAGAUAAGUUUUCAUGUGAUGUUAAAAUCAUUUCUUAUUUAUAACUGUGAUAUUUAUGGGAAUUAAAGGGAAGGUUUUGUAGAAUUCA